CUGAAGUGGGACCAGUUUGUGUGCUAAUGUGCAAGUGUUCGGUUUAUUAUCAGUAAAUUUUUUUGAAAAAGUGAAUCUUUGAAAAUGACUGUCAAGUGGUUGAAUUUGGUGCUCAUACUCUUACUGAUCACUGCCGUUAGUGCGAAUCUCCUAAGGGUAAAGCUGCAAAAAACUAGAUCGAAAGCGGUAGCUUCUAUAGCGAAUGGAGGGAAAUUAUUUCUGCGAAACACAUAUGACGAUCAGUACUAUGGCCAUAUGACUAUCGGGACGCCACCACAAAAUUUCACAGUACUCUUUGACACAGGAUCAUCAAAUCUAUGGGUUCCUUCAGUAUGUUGCCGUUCGAAAGGAUGCUUGAAUCAUAAUACUUAUAACAGUGCUGCAUCAUAUACCUAUUCAGCCAAUGGGCAGCCAAUUUAUCUGCAGUAUGGCACGGGAAGUUUUUCAGGAUAUCUAUCAACUGACACGAUUACGGUCGCAGGACUUACUAUAGUAGAUCAAACUUUUGCCGAAGCUAUGGUGGAACCAGGUGAUUUCUACACCUAUAUGGAGUUUGAUGGAAUAUUCGGUCUUGGCUACGCAUCAAUCUCAGAAGAUGGAGUAGUUCCUCCGUUCUAUAACAUGGUCAAUCAAGGGUUGGUUUCAUCUCCCGUAUUUUCUUUUUAUCUGAACCGAAACGCAAACGAUGCUAUAGGGGGUGAAUUAGUUUUUGGUGGAUCGGAUCCAAACUAUUAUCAAGGUAAUUUUACAUACAUCCCCGUUGAUAGCCAAGGAUAUUGGCAAUUUCGCAUGGAUUAUGGGUUAGUGAUGGGUAAUAAAUUUUGUGCGAAUGGAUGUGAAGCGAUUGCUGACACAGGAACUAGUUUGAUAGUUGGACCCCAGGAAUCUAUUGAUAUUAUUCAUAGAGCGAUGAAUGCUUCAGGGGAUGGUGGCAACUACAAUGUGCCUUGCGAUAUAAUACCAACAUUGCCAACAGUUACAUUUUAUUUGGGCGGUGUUGCAUUCCCUCUUGAAGGGAAGGACUAUGUGAUGCAGAUAACCACAUACGGUGCUCAGUCAUGUUACUCCGGUUUCAGUUCUAGCGGUUCGAACCAAAAUGGUGGACCCUCAUGGAUCCUAGGGGAUGUUUUUCUUGGGAAAUACUACAGCGAAUAUGACUUGGGAAACAACCGAGUUGGUUUUGCGAUUGCCGUUUGAAUCUAACUAAAGUUAGCUAGCUUACUGACAAUUGUACUGAUAUUGUAACUUCUAAUAAAUUUAUUGGAAUUGAAUAGCAUAA
Molecule: messenger RNA, 1279 nt
Organism: Hermetia illucens (black soldier fly)
Lineage: Eukaryota; Metazoa; Arthropoda; Insecta; Diptera; Stratiomyidae
Product: lysosomal aspartic protease-like
Exons: 7
Coding region: 85-1197 (370 amino acids)
Biological process (GO): cell death; proteolysis
Cellular component (GO): lysosome
Molecular function (GO): aspartic-type endopeptidase activity
Source: RefSeq, a predicted model, not a curated record